AUGGCUUUGGAUUUUGGCUUUGGAUUUGUUGCCGGAGUGACCGGCACUAUUGCUGGUUAUCCAUUUGAUACAGUUAAAGUUCGUCUUCAAACUCAAACACUUAAUCAUCGAUUAUAUUCUGGUUCAUUAGAUUGUUUCAUUAAAAUUGCUAAACAAGAAUCAAUAUUAGGAUUUUAUAAAGGCAUGUCAUCACCUAUGAUCGGUGUUGCACUUAUAAAUGGUAUUGUAUUUUCUGUUCAAAAUGCGUCGAAAGGUUUAUUUGAUAAUCCUGAUACAUAUACAGCAUUAGCAAUAACGGGUGCUAUGGCAGGUUGUGUACAAGCAUUUAUUUGUUCUCCAAUUGAACUUGUUAAAACACGUUUACAAAUACAAGGCAUUGGACAACAAAGAAAAUUAUUUGCAUUAUCAACUCAUUUAUAUAAUGGUCCAGUAGAUUGUUUAAGGAAAUCCUAUGAUAGACGAGGUUUUCAACAAGGUGUUAUGCGAGGUUUAUCAAUGACAUUAGCACGUGAUAUUCCAUCAUUUGCAGCUUAUUUUCCAGCAUGGCAAUUUUUUGUUGUACAUUGUUCUCCAACAGGUAAAGAAUCAGAUAUGCCAAUGUAUAUGAGUUUAAUUGGAGGUGGUUUUACUGGGAUUGCUGCAUGGACUGUAUCCUAUCCAUUUGAUGUUAUUAAAAGUCGAUAUCAAGCAUCAAGAGAACAUGUUUAUAAGGGUGUAUGGGAUUGUGCUGUAAAAUCAUUUCGUACGGAAGGAUGGCAAGUAUUUACUCGAGGAUUUUUACCGUGUACACUUCGUGCUAUUCCAACGAAUGCAUUUACAUAUCCAGUUUAUGCACUUUUAAAACGAACAUUUGAUGCACCACGAGAUGAUGACUCAAUAAUUACAACACCAGUACCAACAACAACUAAACCUGUUAUUAAAUCAAAAUCAUCAGUACCAACAAAAGUAAAACCACCACCACCACCGUCGACUUCAUCGAUUUCUCCGAUUCAAUCUAUGUAA
This is a messenger RNA of Adineta steineri, 1002 nucleotides long. The record is from the annotation of a GenBank genome assembly. NCBI's taxonomy places the organism in Eukaryota, Metazoa, Rotifera, Eurotatoria, Adinetida, Adinetidae.